AUGUCCACCAUGCUUGCAAACGGAUAUUCGCAGCAGACAACAAAAAAAUCAAGCUUACAUGGAGCAAUUCACCUAACUGUUGACGACAGUCCCACAAUCUUUCCUAAGACUUUUAGGAGGGAUAGCCGAAGGAUUUCUCUCAAUGCGGUGCAAGCUUUUUCCUCUACUCGUCGAAGCACAAUUCAUCACACAGGUCACGGAGCAGUAGAUCUCCUUGGCGCUGCCAGYUCUCCAUACAAUAUCAUGUACACUUCGAGAGCUGUAAAAGCCUACAGGCAAAGACGAGCUUUGCAUCAUAAGAAUUUGAAGGGAAAGAAAAAAAAGGUGAUCAUUUUGCGAAAUGCUUUCAAAAACAUUGUUYUGUACGCSUCGCAAAAGGGAAGACACGARCAAAUCACUUCGGAGACGACGCUCUCUCUUAGAGCGAACACCGCCAAAGGGACGUAUGAUGACCUACUUUUUGACCCCGAGGCAUUCAAGAGCCAGUUUAAGGAUAGUUUCCCGUUAUGGGCAAAACAAGUGGCCGAAAAACCUCCAAAUAAGAGAACGGACGAAGAGGUGAAGCUGUUAGUUCGACUUAUGAAACAACUAAAAGGUUUCAGGCGGUAUAGUCCUGAUGUGCAGACUUCGUUUUGUAGAGUAUUAAAAUACGACCGGUAUGGUCGUAGACGAGUGAUUAUUCGCAAAGGUCACAUUGCACAGCGGUUGUACUUCAUAUUCAGUGGUUCAGUAUGCGUGACUGAUGACGAAGACGAGGACAGUGCUUUUGCAAACACAGAAGAUGAAAAGGCGUGCCUUAAACGCGGGGACUAUUUUGGAGAACUAGCUUUCCUCAAAAACAUUAGACGAGCKGCGACCAUCGUUUGCUUGGAGCAAACCGAGUUUUUGUCUGUCAGUAGAGAGGAUUUCUUCGAAACAGGAAUUGACAAAUGCUUUGCWAGGGACUUAGAAAAACGAAUCCAGUUUUUGAGCAAUCAUCCCUUGUUUGUCACGUGGCCGCGCAGAUCAAUACUUCAUAUCGCCGAGGUCAGUAGAGUCCAUGCAUACCACAGUGAUGACGUCAUUGUCAAAAAUUCCACCGACUCUUAUUGGAUGUAUUUUAUAACUAAGGGUCAGUCUGAAGUUCUUCGUCUAGUUGACCUCCAAAGCUGCCCUGCCUAUCAAAAGUACUUUUCAAAACCCAAUACCUCAGUUGAAACGUCAAUGAGCUACCCAUGUAAAACCUCCACAACAUUUGACUCCUUGAUGUUGAACACAUUCCCAAUUAUUGAAGAAGACGAAGAGGAUGAAGAAGGAUACCUAAAAGGCAGCGUUAAGUCUUGUCAUUCUGAUAUCAACAUCCCCGCUAGACGGCGCAACAUACCUAAGGCGUCUACAAGAAGCAAGUCCGCUAGUGUACGAUCGAGUUCAUCGUCUGCUUCUCAGUUGACCCAAAGCGACGCACAAUCGUCUAAGUUAGACAUUGGUGUUGGAGUGUAUAUGGUUUUGGAUAAACUAACAACAGGAAGCUUGUUUGGGGCCUGGUCAGUAAUCAAACAAGAAGAUGAAAAGGAUCGAAAGCGACCAAAAGUGAAAGAAAGACGAUUCAUUCUCCUCAGUGAAGGAUGUGAGGUCAUCAAAAUGCCCAAAAAGGAAUUCACUAAAGAUGCUGACAGUGAAACAAUUGAGCAUCUUCGACUACUGACAGCUAAUUAUCCCACUGACAAUAAACUCUGUCAGGCUUAUUUAAAACAAAGUAAUUGGCGCUGCUACAGAGAAGAGCUUGUUGAUGAUAUUAUUGAAAGAAAGCAAGCAAUCAAGCAUGGUGUAACUCGCACUCUUGCUAAGCCAACACCCAUUGUUUCCCCUUUAUGUUCCUUCGUCGCUCAACAUCCUGCUUCCUCAAACUGGGAGUAUUUUCGCGGUACAGGCUGGACUGCUUCCAAAGUUAUCUCCCCUGUGAUAAAAGCUGGUAAAAAACAGAAACCUCGACGAACACCAACACCACACCAAAGUUGCAAUAGAAGCACUCCAGUCUCGCGGUUCUCGCAGCGUGCGGGGAGCUGCAGUAGGUAUCCACUGAAUCCAAACCCUCUUGUUGGAGAAAAACUCGUGGUAGCAAAGGGAAGUCAUCGAUCUUUAGUAUUGACACAUGGUGGCAUAAGAUGUAAUGAUUAUAUUGAAGAGAUAGUUCCAGGAGUAACAGUAUAGCAGGAAAUUGUUCCUGUUCAAAAUAUUUAUCACUUCUAARGGAAGGUACGUUUAUUACUGGGGGGRAGGGCUGGAGUUUUCAGAGWAAUUUUUCCAUAAGAAUGUGUGGCCCUCCCCUCAAAAGUUCCCAAAAUACUAAUGGAACCCUAUAUAGUAUGUCGGUCCAUGAAAAAUCGACUCGAUGGUAUAACAUUUUUUCUUAGCUAAAACCUAAAAACUAGGAUGACACUCCCCUAUAGAUACGCUUUUGAGUGAGGAUGUGACCCUCCCCUAAAGCUUGCAAAAAUGAUAUAUGACCCUCCCCUCUCCCACUCCAGCCCUCCCCUCCCCAAUAAUAAACGUACCUUCCUUAAGAGUAUAAACACAAUCGAUUUUUGACUGAGUGAUCAUUCUUUUCUUUUGUUCAUCAGCGCUGUUUAUCAUAAAUUGCUGUAGGAUAAUCUUGUUUAUACUCUUUAGUAGGAUUAUUUGUCAUAAAUAUGCGAUGGAAUUUAAAAUUCACUCUUCACUGUUAAGCAUGCUAAAGCUUAGAAGUCAAACUUCUUUCUUUUCUCAAUUCGCGGGUYUAAAAAACUCGAAUAAUUUUAAAUUAUUGUAAAUAAUUGAUGAAUUUUUCAAUUGGCAGUCACUUAGCACUCAUAAAACUGGAACACAACAUACAAUGCUUGGUGGUAAAUACAUUCGUUUUUAAAAACGUUGAUUCAAAUACAAAUGAAUAAAGAAAAUAAUAACAAUGAGCUCAUUAAAAUUUGUUCUCGAAAUUUAACAGCUAGCCAAGUUUUCUAGGUUUUUCUUAGUGAAGCGUCCAUAAACUACUUUGGAUCUCUUUUUCUUUUCUUGGUUAAUUUUUGAAAGCUCAGCAAAUCUGCAAAAAUUUUCCUUUUUUUUCC
This is a messenger RNA of Exaiptasia diaphana, 3080 nucleotides long. RefSeq names its product cyclic nucleotide-binding domain-containing protein 2. Gene Ontology annotation, biological process: spermatogenesis. The transcript is spliced from 9 exons. Gene Ontology annotation, molecular function: cAMP binding. NCBI's taxonomy places the organism in Eukaryota, Metazoa, Cnidaria, Anthozoa, Actiniaria, Aiptasiidae. Bases 1 to 2190 code for a protein of 729 amino acids. The record is from RefSeq and is a predicted model, not a curated record.